CCGGCACAAACCGCACCACUCGCGCACCACACUUCCACCAGCCAUCUCCAGUCCUCGCUGUCGCUGCCUACAGGAAGGAGCACACGCGCUCGCAGCCCCCGCGCUCCUGCUUGCUUCCCGCGUCGCUGCCGUCGGCUGAGUGGCCCCAGACGAGGGACGAGGGUGGAGGAGAGGCGUCGCCGGACGGAGCUGCGAGGUGUUUGUAGGAUUGCGUGCGUAGGCGAGCCUUCGAAGCUUGGGCAUAGUCAUCGCCAUGGCCACCGGGGUGGCACCGGCUCCGCUCCCGCACGUCAAGGUCCGCGGCGGAGGCAUCGGCUUAACCAAGAGCGUCGACUUCGCCAAGGUCCUCUCCGUUCCCGGUGCGCUGAGGACGGGGUCCUCGAGAGGCAGGGCGCUCGUGGUCAGGAGCUCAAGUACAGAGUCUGAUACCAUGGAGCUCGAGCCGGCCUCCGAAGGAAGCCCACUUCUUGUUCCCAGGCAGAAGUACUGCGAAUCUAUCCACCAAACAAGGAGGAGAAAAACACGGACUGUGAUGGUCGGGAACGUGGCACUUGGCAGUGAUCACCCCAUGAGGAUUCAGACUAUGACCACCUCAGAUACCAAGGAUGUUGCCAAGACCGUGGAAGAGGUGAUGAGGAUUGCAGAUAAAGGCGCUGAUUUUGUUAGAAUAACCGUCCAGGGUAAAAAGGAGGCUGAUGCCUGCUUUGAGAUUAAGAACACUCUUGUCCAGAAGAAUUACAACAUCCCUCUAGUGGCCGAUAUUCAUUUUGCGCCUACAGUAGCUUUAAGAGUGGCCGAAUGCUUUGACAAAAUCCGUGUUAACCCAGGAAACUUCGCCGAUCGCCGUGCCCAAUUUGAGAAGCUGGAAUAUACUGAAGACGAUUACGAAAAGGAGCUUGAACAUAUUGAGAAGGUCUUUUCUCCAUUGGUUGAGAAAUGCAAGAAGUAUGGAAGAGCCAUGCGUAUUGGAACAAAUCAUGGUAGUCUUUCUGACCGGAUAAUGAGCUACUAUGGUGAUUCUCCAAGGGGAAUGGUUGAGUCUGCUUUGGAAUUUGCUAGGAUCUGUCGGAAUUUGGACUUCCAUAACUUUGUAUUUUCAAUGAAAGCAAGUAACCCUGUUGUCAUGGUCCAAGCAUAUCGCCUGCUUGUAGCGGAAAUGUAUAACCUUGGAUGGGAUUAUCCUUUGCACUUGGGAGUUACCGAAGCUGGUGAGGGUGAAGAUGGGAGGAUGAAGUCUGCUAUUGGCAUCGGAACACUUUUGAUGGAUGGCUUGGGUGAUACAAUCCGUGUAUCCCUGACAGAACCACCAGAGGAAGAAAUUGAUCCUUGCAGGAGACUCGCAAAUCUUGGAACUCAGGCUGCAAACCUUCAAAUAGGGGUGGCCCCAUUUGAAGAAAAACAUAGGCGCUAUUUUGAUUUCCAGCGUAGAAGUGGCCAGUUGCCUUUACAGAAGGAGGGUGAGGCAGUAGAUUACAGAGGUGUCCUUCAUCGUGAUGGCUCUGUUCUGAUGUCAGUGUCCUUAGAUCAGUUGAAGGCUCCUGAGCUCCUUUAUAGGUCUCUUGCUGCGAAGCUUAUAGUUGGCAUGCCUUUCAAGGAUUUGGCAACUGUAGAUUCUAUUCUUUUGAGAGAACUCCCCCCUGUAGAAGAUGCUGAAGCAAGACUUGCACUCAAAAGAUUAGUUGACAUCAGCAUGGGCGUGUUGACUCCCUUAUCAGAGCAAUUGACAAAGCCACUCCCACAUGCAAUUGUGCUUGUCACCCUUGAUGAACUAUCAAGUGAUGCAAACAAGCUUUUGCCAGAAGGCACUAGAUUUGCUGUCACUCUUCGUGGAGAUGAAUCAUAUGAGCAGCUAGAUGUUCUUAAGAGUGUUGAUAAUAUAACGAUGUUGUUACAUAACGUUCCAUAUGGUGAAGAGAAGACUGGUAGAGUACAUGCUGCUAGGAGGCUGUUUGAGUACUUAGAGACCAAUGGUUUGAACUUCCCUGUGAUCCAUCACAUUGAUUUCCCUAAAAGCAUCGAUAGAGAUGGUCUUGUUAUUGGUGCUGGGAGCAAUGUUGGUGCUCUUCUAGUUGAUGGUCUGGGUGAUGGUGUACUUCUUGAAGCUGCUAACCAGGAGUUUGAAUUCUUGAGGGAUACAUCCUUCAACUUGCUACAGGGUUGCCGGAUGCGCAACACAAAAACUGAAUAUGUCUCUUGUCCUUCUUGUGGGCGAACGCUCUUCGACCUCCAAGAAAUCAGUGCUCAGAUUAGAGAGAAGACCUCUCAUCUGCCUGGCGUCUCUAUUGCUAUUAUGGGUUGCAUUGUUAAUGGGCCAGGCGAGAUGGCUGAUGCCGACUUUGGAUACGUUGGAGGUGCCCCUGGAAAGAUCGACCUUUAUGUUGGGAAGACUGUUGUGCAACGGGGAAUUGCAAUGGAGGGUGCCACUGAAGCCUUGAUUCAGCUUAUCAAGGACCAUGGCCGUUGGGUGGAUCCUCCUACUGAGGAGUAGGCUCUGGCUGUUUCCGGUAGUUCAUGUGUAGCCCGUAAACGAUCCGCUAGCGGAAAAUUCAGUGUAUCAACAGACCAGAGGAUAUCCCAGCACAUAUUAUAUCAGUUGGGAAAUAAAAUAGAAACAAUGUCGGCUGCAAUUCUGCGACAUCCUGAUGAAGCAUAAGCAGCAUAGAAGCUUCUUGAAAUCACAUCACGGUAUAUCCUAAGCAUGUAGGAGUACAUUUGUAAAUGACAUGCAGAAAAUCAAAGUAGUUUACCUGUAUCUAGAACUAGAUGAUACCCCGCGCGUUGCUGCUACAGUGUAUUCACAAAGGACAUCCCAACACAUGUUGUAUAUCAAUUGGGAAACAAAGUAGAAACAGGGCUGGGCACGAUUCUGCGACAUCUUGAUGAAGCAUAAGCAGCUUAGAAGCUUCUUGAAAUCAUGUCGCUAUAUAUCUUAAAGAAGGUUAUGCUAUUAUGCAAGUACAUAAAUUCUUAUUUGUAUA
Triticum dicoccoides is the source of this 2978-nucleotide messenger RNA. RefSeq names its product 4-hydroxy-3-methylbut-2-en-1-yl diphosphate synthase (ferredoxin), chloroplastic. The record is from RefSeq and is a predicted model, not a curated record. The transcript is spliced from 20 exons. Gene Ontology annotation, molecular function: 4-hydroxy-3-methylbut-2-en-1-yl diphosphate synthase activity (ferredoxin); iron ion binding. Gene Ontology annotation, biological process: isopentenyl diphosphate biosynthetic process, methylerythritol phosphate pathway; terpenoid biosynthetic process. Lineage: Eukaryota; Viridiplantae; Streptophyta; Magnoliopsida; Poales; Poaceae. Bases 254 to 2488 code for a protein of 744 amino acids. Gene Ontology annotation, cellular component: chloroplast.